Molecule: messenger RNA, 1803 nt
Organism: Cucumis melo (muskmelon)
Lineage: Eukaryota; Viridiplantae; Streptophyta; Magnoliopsida; Cucurbitales; Cucurbitaceae
Product: transcription factor MYB1
Exons: 2
Coding region: 108-1241 (377 amino acids)
Biological process (GO): regulation of DNA-templated transcription
Cellular component (GO): nucleus
Molecular function (GO): DNA-binding transcription factor activity, RNA polymerase II-specific; RNA polymerase II cis-regulatory region sequence-specific DNA binding
Source: RefSeq, a predicted model, not a curated record
AACAUUUGCCCUAUAAAUUCACGCGGUCGUCUUUGUUUCGUAUUGAAAGUUGAAAGGAGAGCGGUUAAGUCAAUAACCUGACUGAGUUCCCUGUACGGUUGCCGGUGAUGGAGGGCACCGCCGCUCCCGAGAUUGGUGCUGCCGCCCCCGAAGUAGGAGGAGUAGAUGCAUGCGAUGCCGUCGCUUCCGUCGCCGACUGCGGCAGCGGGGACGACGCACUGCCGAUGGUAGGCGAGGGAGAAGCAACUGGUGGUCGUGGCGGCAAAGAUAGAGUUAAGGGACCUUGGUCUCCUGAAGAGGAUGCGAUACUCAGCCGCCUUGUGAGCAAGUUUGGUGCCAGGAAUUGGAGCUUGAUUGCUCGGGGAAUCGCUGGGCGAUCUGGAAAGUCUUGCCGUCUUAGGUGGUGUAAUCAACUCGACCCUUCCGUGAAACGCAAGCCAUUUACUGAUGAGGAGGAUAGGAUCAUUGUAGCGGCCCAUGCUGUACAUGGAAAUAAGUGGGCAGCGAUUGCUCGGCUCUUGCCUGGGAGAACUGAUAAUGCUAUAAAGAAUCACUGGAAUUCCACUUUACGACGUCGAUGCACUGAGCUUGAAAGAAUCAAGUUAGAGUCUGGGAACGUAGUGGAUGAUGCUAGUUUAGAAAAAACUAAGGGAUCAUCUGAAGAAACCCUUUCAUGUGGAGAUGUGAAUUCCUUUAAAUCCAUGGAUGGAAAGGACACUUGCUCGCGAGAGCAUUUGGAUGAUCAAUAUGAAGACAAGGUCCCUAUUUUCGUUGAGGGCCAAUUUUCUCAUGAAGUCAAUGAACAACCAACACUUUUCAGGCCAGUGGCUCGAGUAAGUGCUUUUAGUGUAUAUAACCCUUUGGAUGGCCAAGGAUCUUUGAGGCCAUUUUUACGACCUGUUCCAAUGCAAGGGCCAUUGAUUCAAGUGUCAAAACCAGAUGUUGAAGCUAGCAAAUUUCUUGAAGGGGUUUAUGGUGAUCGAUCAGUGCCUCAUCAGUGUGGUCAUGGUUGUUGCAAGAGCCAUAACCAGGGAUCUCCUAUAGAAUCUUUAUUAGGGCCAGAAUUUGUGGACUUCUCAGAGCCUCCGCCAUCCUUCCCCAGUUUUGAACUAGCUGCAAUUGCAACUGACAUAAGUAACCUUGCUUGGCUGAAAAGUGGAUUGGAGAAUGGCAGUGUUAGAGCAAUGGGAGAUUCGGCUGGAAGAUUAAAUGGUUCUCAGAUGCAAAUGGGGCAUUUAUGAGAACUGGGGAAUAACAGGCUAGCUACUAGCGUCUAGCAGAUAAGAUUUAUUUUAACAAGGAUUGUUUAUGCGAUCCCCACAGACUACAAGAUUUGACCUGAAUUUUAUGGCACCGAUGGGACACACUGGAUGGAGUUUACUGGAUCUGUACUUUGUUUUGUGAUUAGUUAGUUUCACCCUUUCCCACCUGUACAGCUUGUCUCGGCUGCUAGGAAUCAUGGAUAAGAGGGAAGUAAAGCAACCCUCAUGUCUAAGUUUCCCAAGUCCCUUUUCUUAUUUUUGUUUCUGACCACAAACUCUUGAGUUAAAUGUUGAAUUUUGUGGUGUUGAGAGGGCUAAAACUUUGUCCGCAACAUAGUACCAAGUUUCUUGUAACAUUAUUCCAGCGGAUGAGCAUUCCUGGAUUCUUUUUUGAUAAGUGUACAAUGGAAAGGUAUGAUUCUCUUACCUCAGUUGCAUAUGCUUGUUCUUAAGGUGCACUGGGAACUGGGAUUCAGUUCAGCUUUUGUAUUUUAAUGGAUGUAGCUUAUGUAUUAUACGUAUAACCCGAGUCUUCGGAUCA